GCUUCUCCAUGUCGUCAUCGUUUUUUGUGACUCGCAUCAAACAAACCGAAACACCAUCAUACUAACCAAAGUCAACCAAUUUCAACCAUUUUCAACCCGAUUGUCACAAUGGCUCUCAGAACCAUCCUCGUCACCGGCGCGACCGGCCAACAGGGCGGCGCCGUAGUCCGCGCCCUCCUCAACCACCGCAGCUUCGACUCCUCCUCCCUCAAGGUCCUCGCCCUUACCCGCAACGCCUCAAGUCCCUCGGCCCAGCGCCUGGUCGACUCCAGCAAGGGCAUCGUCCAGCUGAUCCAGGGCGAUUCGACCAACCCCAAGCCCAUCUUCGACGCCCAGCCCAAGGGCUCCAUCGACUCCCUCUUCGUUGUCACGACGAUGGGCAAGCAUCCCGAGGAGCAGCAGGCGAUCCCGCUCAUCGACACGGCCGUCGAGCAUGGCGUCAAACAGGUCAUAUUCUCAUCAGUUGACCGCGGCGGCGACAUAAAGAGCUGGGACAACCCGUGCCCGGAGAUCCCUCACUUCGUGGCCAAGCACAAUAUCGAGCUGCACAUUCGCAACAAGGCCGAGAAGGACCCGUCCCAAUUCUCUUGGACCAUCCUACGCCCCGUCGCCUUCAUGGACAACUUCAACCCCGGCAUCUUCUGCAAGCUUUUUUCGGCCAUGUGGCGCUCCGCUCUUAAGCCCACCACCAAGCUACAACUCACGGGCGUCCGCGAUAUUGGCCGGUUCGCCGCCGAAGCCUUUUACAACUCGACCGAGUACGAUGGAAAGGCCGUGGGCAUCGCGGGCGACGAGCUGACUCUGGACGAGGCGCGCGAGAAGUUCAAAAAGGUUACUGGCAAGGAGUUGCCCGAGACGUUCACCUUCCUCGGUACCCUAAUGCUCUGGAUGGUCAAGGAAAUGGGCGCCAUGUUUGCCUUUUUUGAGAACCAGGGGUAUGGAGUGGAUAUAGAGGCCACCAAGAAGAUUGUCCCGACAGAGGACUUUGAGACGUGGCUGAAGGAGAGCAGCAAGUGGAGGUAGGACACCGAUAUCGAGCGGAGGCAUACGAUACCCUUUUUCUAUCCGGUUUGUUUCCUAUUGUCCGGAUUUGCUUGUUGAAUAAGUCUGCGCAUCCAAAUAAUUAUCACUGAUUGAGUGCAUGAUGGACAAAGGUUGGGUCAAACUGUUGUGGAAUUGUGCCGAGUGUCUGCUAGUGAUGUCAGCCCUACCGCUUGGUUUCAAGGCCUUACUAGGCUUCGCUAGUCCGGAUCGUAGCGCAGGUUGAGUAAAACCACUUUCAGUGACAAUGAAGCGGUACGCUAUGUACCUAAGUUUGAGCAAACG
Messenger RNA from Neurospora crassa OR74A, 1326 nucleotides. Its product is annotated as NmrA family protein. The coding region runs from base 109 to 1023 and encodes 304 amino acids. The record is from RefSeq and is a predicted model, not a curated record. Lineage: Eukaryota; Fungi; Ascomycota; Sordariomycetes; Sordariales; Sordariaceae. The transcript has a single exon.